AUGGGCGUGGCACAAGGACCGAGCCUGUCAACCACGUGCAAGUCGGGCGACUGCGUCGACACAUCCUCUCCUUGCAAGGCUUUGAAGUCGACUGAAACGUUUUCUUGGACCGAAGCAGACACAUAUUAUACCAAGCUGUUCAGAGCGUGGGACAAUCUUCCUAUCCACGAUGCAUCCACAGAAACGGAACUACUGCUAGAGCUAGACCACAUCAUUUCGCUUUUCGACUCGUACAUCGGGCACAAUGACCUUGGGUUUCGGGCAUGGGUGAGACGCCAUCAGCGCGCCAUGGACCUCGGGUUGGUAGAGACGCCGACGUGGCCAAAGCUAUACAGACUGAAGGGUGGAAAGCAGAAGUGGCGAGACGAGGCCUGGGUCAGUCGCUACAGUUUUUUGGUCAAUCAGCGCGACAUAAUUACGAAAAGCAGACUGCAACGCAUAACUUGCUGUGAGCUUGCAGACAAAAAGUGCUUCUUUGGGCUCUCGUGGGCGUAUCCGAGACAGACUGUCCGAACCGUCCAGUCCACGCAGCCUGCGCGACUGCGGAAUCGUUGGUACGAGCCGCUGGACAAUUGCCUCGCCAGAAUGGCGGCCGAGUCACACGGACGAUUGGACUUUUACGCGCUUCAUGCAGAGUUUUGGGGGACUGGCACGCCGGCUGACACGGUGGUGACGGCGGGCGACUGCAAGGUUAAAUGCGAACCUUUGGAAGACGUUGAUGUGAAGCAUGUCGGAUGCAUUAGGAAUAAAGUCUAA
Molecule: messenger RNA, 756 nt
Organism: Beauveria bassiana ARSEF 2860
Lineage: Eukaryota; Fungi; Ascomycota; Sordariomycetes; Hypocreales; Cordycipitaceae
Exons: 1
Coding region: 1-756 (251 amino acids)
Source: RefSeq, a predicted model, not a curated record